UGCAACUUUGCAUCCAUGAAAAUGGAAUGGGGAGGUUCGCCAGACCGCAUCUAGGGGACAUGAUGAAGCCGACUUGAUCCAUCAGAUUUCUAUAUCUAAAAGUUUUUUUUUUUGCCAAUCACCGUAGACGUUUCCACAUAAUCAGCCUGGGUGAAUCAAGUUUCUAACUUUGCUGCGCAAAACGUUUUUCUGACAGGGCAAAUUGAGCCGAUCACGCUGUAAACCAGGUCGCUGGUGCGGGAAGAGCGCUCAUUCUCCCCGACCAGUGGAUUGUAGCAAAUUCUAUUGUGAUGCUAAAAUGAAGUCGGAAGAGGGAGAGGGCUGACAAACGAUGAAAAGACCGACUCACCAGGCAACCGCCGCGGUGCUAGUGAUUAUGGAUAGCGGUCUGUCCAGCUACAGCACCGUCAUAUACCGAGGGAACACGCUCUUUCUGGAGGCUCGUCUCCUGGGUGGAGCGCCUUGGGGCUUUCAGCUCAAAGGAGGUCUAGAACAUGGAGAGGAAUUAAUCAUAUCGAAGGUUGAGGGAGGUGGGAAGGCAGACCUGUUGGAACACCCCCUGUUGCCAGGCGACCAGGUGGUCAUCAUUAACGACGUGGAGCUCAGUGGAUUCAGGCAGGAAGCCAUCUCACUGGUUAAAGGAUCCUACAAGAUCCUCAGACUCACCAUCCGCAGGGAGGUCUUCUGUGGUGACAUCACACCCCUGACACCGACCCCCUCCAGCCCGUUAACCUCCACUGGGACCCCCUCAGACCCCUGCGGUCCCACAGCAAGCCACGGACCCCCCAGGGAGACACAGGGAGGAUCCACCAGAGGAGUAAAACUACGUAUCAAAAAUAGACGCGGCGGAUCCAUCUCCAGACCUCACUCGUGGCACUCCACCAAGCUGAGUGAGGGCCACCCAGACCCCAGCAUGAUGCAGAUCUCCCCAGGUUCCACGGGCCCUCCGUGGCACCCAACCUACCAUUCCAGUUCAUCCACUACAGACCUUUCAGGCUAUGACCCAGGCUGCCUCAGGAAGAGUCCAGACCAGUACAGCUCCCGAGGCAGUAUGGAGAGUCUAGGGGAACACCAGAGCCACUCAGCCUACAGUUCCUCCUGCCAACAGUUAUCUGCGUCCAAAUCAUCUAACAGCAUCGACCACCUCCACAGCAAGAGGGACUCCGCUUACUCCUCCUUCUCCACCAGCUCUAGUAUCCCAGAAUACCUGGCAGCCACACCGACCUUCAGUAAGGAGAAGUCCUACUCCAUGGAGAUGGUUCCGCAGAGGGGCGGGGUAAAUGGAGGAGGGGGUGGAGCAGGGGCGGAGGACCUGCUCCAAGCUGACAUCCGCUACGUCCGUACAGUAUAUGACCCCCAGCAGGGCGGGCCCCAGGAGCACGAGGUCAGCUCCACCACGUUGCUACGGAACCACGAGGGUGGCAGGUUGGGGUCUCGUAGUGGGGGUGGAGCCUCCUGUUACCGUGGUAGCAGCAACAGCAGCGGCAGUAGUAACCACGGCAAUAACCCGAACCGCCACAGUGUGGGACCCAUCUGGGGUCAGGGUGCCGGUCGCAGUUCCAACGAGAGCCUUAAGGGGGCGCCAGCUCCUCCCACACGAAGCGACAGCUACGCGGCAAUCAGGAACCACGAGAGGCCCAAUUCCUGGUCCAGCCUGGAGCAGGCUCGCUCCCUCCGGGCCCUCCAUAAGGGGUCCUGGCACCACUCGUCCGGCUCGGUGGCCUGUGGGUCGGGGAAGGGCUCGUAUGGGGCUGAGGGCCAGCUCCACACCGUCAUAGAAAAGAGUCCGGAGAGCAGCCCUACCACCAAGCCCAAACAGGGUCAGGGCUUCCCCCCACCGCCCCAGGCCCAGCAGACCUCCCCCCAGUCCGGCCACCUGAUGUUGCCCCAGGGCAUCUAUCAAGUGCCCCCUCCGGAGCCACACUACGCCCAGACACCAACCUGCCGCCCGGACACAGUCUUCCCAGCCCUGGCCAGAGAGAACAGCCUGAGCAGGCCGAGAGGUCCCCUGGGAGCGGGGGUCAGUGUGGAUACAGGGAUGGUGGUGACUGUGGAAAAUGGAUACCAAAGCGACUCCCAGCUCCACCCUCUGUCCCAGCAUCUUGACUCUGCUCAGCCUCUCCACAGACAGACAGCCUACCCGGACCGGCUGGUCGACAGAGGCGAGGGCAGGGCAGUGCCAGAGGAGACCCAAACCAAACUGGGUCACUACCGUCCUCACUGGAAGGGAGAAGGUCAGGCCACGUACCAAAGGCAGAGCCAGCAGGGUCAGCAGGUGACCAGGAACCCCUCAUCUGUUGGCCUGGAGAGGAGGGACCCCUACACCCCAGUCCAGCCACGUGGAGAAAGACCUCCCACGUACCCCCAAGUCUCAGAAUACCCCCCUGAGAGCCAGGGUAGAGAGGUAGACCAGGUGACCGAACUCAGCCAUAGUCAGCUACACCCUCAGCCUGCUGGGAGUAUUUCCGGUAAGGUGUUCCGAAGCACUAACCUCGACCUGGUGCCAGAUCCUCAGGUAGAGCAGAGGGCCCAGAGGCCUGACCAACCGAGCAGCGACCAGAGAUCCAGGUCCCCGCUCCAGCAUUAUAGUGACCCCAGUCCCCUCCACCAACAGAGAGAGCAGAGGGGAUCGGAACACCCGCUGACAAGGCUGGAGAACGCUCUAGCGGAGGUCCAGCGCUGCGCCAGUCCAGAGGGCUCGACCAGCAGCAAGAGCAGCUACCAGAGAAGCCUAUCUGUCCUGGAGAAGGUGAACCGCUUUGAGCAGGGCCAGGGCAAACAGAGGAGCCUGAGCGUCUGCGCCAACCUGGGACCCUUGUCCCGCCCGUCACAGCCCCAAGCCCCGUUCCAGACCCAGUGUCUCGACAAGCCCAUGGGCUACGGAGUGGGUUUGAAUGAUCUCCGGAACACAUUGGAGAGAUGCAACAGUCCCAACUACAGCCACCGACCACUCCGUUCCAGUUCCAGCUCACCUCAUGGGACAACUACGGCGGCCCACGAGGGUCAACCCUAUGAAGAUCUGCUGAGAGGAAAUUAUGAACAAGCCAAGUUCCAGAGCUCCGGGUACCCCCAAAACCAGCGCCCUGACCACCAGGACCCACACCCUGGCCUGGCCCUGCAGAGGAGCAGGAGCACCUUACACUUAGGUAGCCAGGGAGGCCAGGAGGAGAAUGGCUAUGACAGGGAGAGGGACCAGAGCUUCCAUUUGAAGGAUGACCUGCAGGACCUACUAGGAACCAUUCAGGACACAUCUUUUAACCGGACCUACAGGGACAGCAUCAAAGACGCCCAGUCCAAGGUCCUCCGAUCCACCUCCUUCAGACGCAAAGAUCUGGGCGUCCGCAUCCAUCCUGCUUCUGGGGUCAGCAACAACCCUCCUCCAGUACCAGCCAAGCACUUAUCCCUGGAGAGGAAGACCGUGGCCCCCAAGACCAGCCCCAAACCCUCCAUCGUAGCUAACACCGUCCCAACACCAGCCACCUCAACCAACCCUCACACCCCCAAAGAGAGGCACACCAUCACCACCCCAGACCCAGACCCAGCCCCAGUCACCACAAACUCCCCUCACACCCCCAAACAGAGGCACGUUGUCACCCCGGAGCCCCAGAGUGUCUCGGCCACGGGUCCACCAGUCCCUGUUCGCAUCGCGGGGCGCAAGCGGCUCACCGCGGCUCAGAAGAAGAGGUCUUACUCGGAGCCGGAGAGCAUGCAUGAAGUUGGGUUAGAGUUGGACGCAAGAAGGAGUGCACAGCAGCAGCAGUUUGUGUUCCCAGGCACCGAGACCAGCGUGGCGGACCGCCGGAGGAUGUUUGAGAUGGCCGCCAGUCGCAGCUUGAGCAGCAGCUCCCAGCCCUACCAAGGUCUUCAGAACCCCCAGGCUGGCCUGGCUGUGUCCCGGCCUGAGCUCCGGCAGCUGCAGCAGGACGCCCUGGCUGACUACGUGGAGAGGAAGAGGGGCUGGAGGACGGACAGGGAGGGGGGACCGCAGCCCUGUGACCGGACCCACAGCACCUACCUCCAGCCCUUCGCAGACACCCGUAGCAUCUCGUCCACAUCCUCCACCAGCCUGGCCUCUCUGCAGGAGCCCCCUGGCCUAGACAGCAGCCUCUUUGGAGGGGGAAGGCUUUGCUCCACCCUGCCUCCUGGCCUUCAGGGAUUCUACCCAGGCAGGGUCACUGCGCCACCCGUCUCAGUCUCCACCUCCCGCCCAGAUCCCACUGAAUCUGGAUCCGACCGGCUGACGGAGGAAUACCUGCCCACAUCCAGCUUUGGUAGAGGAGAACCAGCCAAGGCCUAUGAGGCCCUGCGAAGCCAGGGGUUUUCCCAGCGAGCCUUUGACAGGGCGACUCCGGCCCGGAGCUCUGGAAAGUCAGUCUCAGCGGAGGACCUGCUGGAGCGCUCUGAGGAGAGGCCUCCACCACAGCACUUCAGAUCACGCUCCUCGCCGUCUGUUGAGAGGCUCAAUCAGGACUUUGUGGCUGGAGGAGAUCUGAGGUUGUUUGAGAUCCUCUCAAAAGAACCCUGUGUCUUCACACACAAUGACAACAACAGCUGCGCGGAGACCCAGCGCUCAGACCGUCCCAUGACAGCCUCCCAGGGCCAGUCCCAGACAGCCUCCCAGGGCCAGUCCCAGACAGCCUCCCAGGGCCAGUCCCAGACAGCCUCCCAGGGCCAGUCCCAGACAGCCUCCCAGGGCCAGUCCCAGACAGCCUCCCAGGGCCAGUCCCAGACAGCCUCCCAGGGCCAGUCCCAGACAGCCCAUUACCGGCAGAGCCAGGGACCAUCCCAAAGCAACACCUCCAUCAUGAGGAGGGACAGGCAGAGGAACCCAGACAGGCAGCGUGCCCUGAGCGCCUCCGGCCUGGCUGCUUCUGUGGGCCUCCCCUGCCCCUUUUCACCGCCAGGGACCAGCCCCAAAACCAGCUUGGGCUGGGAGGCCAGCGAGCGGUUGAGCCUGGCGAACAUGGACGCCAUCUCCUUCCCCAACCUGAAGCACAGUGACGAUCCCAGGGGGAGCCCACCUUGUCAGAACCAGGCCCAGCUGAACUGGACCAGGCAUGGCUCGUCAGACACCUCAGAGGACACCCUGAGAGACUUCCCUCUGGAGAGGGAGGGGUCUUGCCCUCAGGCUCCAGUCACUACACCAAAGCCCACACCACCCCCGGUGCUGCCCAAAACCUCCCCACCCCCACCCAAAUCCUCCCCACCACCACCACCACCCAAAACCCCGCCCUCUGCCUCCAGACCACACCCUCUGCUCUCACUCCGCAUCUCAGAGUCCAACCUGCAGGAGACCCCAGGCGAUCAGGCCGCCCCUCACACCGUCACCCUGCAGGACUACGACGAGGUGUUCCUCCAGGAGUCACCGCCGCCUCCCCCGCCUCCUCCCACUCCCCCGCCGCCCCCCAUCAGGGAGACGGACAUCACAGAGGACUUCCCUCCCCCUCCACUGCCCCUUUUCCCUCCCUCGGCUCCCCCAGACAGGGAGCAGGACCCGGAACAGAGAGAGGACCGCCCUCCUCAGCCAAAGUACUUGAUUCACAGAACCAGUUAUGAAGUCCUGGAGGCUGUGGUUCUAGAGAAAAGGCCAUCCAUUCCCUCCACCAAUUCCCCCGAGACAGCCUCCUCCUCCCACCCAUUUGCCUCACGAAGGCCCAGCCUGACCCCUGAGACCCCAGCCCUCCAAACCACACCCAACAGCAGUCUCCCAGAGCCCCAGCAGGGGCCUAGCGAGGAGGACAGCCUGGGGCCAGAUUAUCACCUCCUGGCCAGAAGGGAAAGGUCUGCUGUGGAGCUGAGGGUGGAGGCCCUGGUCAAACAGCUGGUGUCCCAGGGUGAGAAGAGCCUGACCCCGUUGCUGGACACCUGGGCCAGCAGCGGAAGGACGUGUGCCAUGGACCUCAUGGAGGAGAUCUACCCGGCAGGGGGAGGGAGGUUGCUGUGGCAACGCCGUAGAAGCAGCACCUGGCUGGAGAACAGAAGACCAGAAGGCGGCUGUCCUACAGGACUGAGGGAGGGAGGAGGAGGGAUCGAGACCGACCUGGAUGAGGAAGAAGCUGAUCUUGAUCAGAAGAAGGUGGAGCUCCUCCAGGCGCUAACCCUCAGUGUCGCCUCCCUCCGAGGGGAAAGAGAGAACCUGGCUGAAGAACAGAGGAAGUUCAGGGACCUGGGGGGUCACAUGGAGAACCUGGUCCAGGAGCGCUGUAAGCCCAACGAGAAGGAGAAGUACCGGAUGUUUAUCGGUGACCUGGAUAAGAUUGUCAACCUGCUGCUGUCUCUGUGCUGUCGGCUGGCCAGGGUCGAUAACGCACUCCUAGCUCUGGAUACAGAGGAUGACUCACAGGAAAACACUGAGGAGAGGGAGUCGUUACAGCAGAAGCGCAGACAGUUGUGUAGCCAGCAUGAGGAUGCCCGGGAGCUAAAGGAGAAUCUGGACCGGCGGGAGCGUGUGGUUCUGGACAUCCUUGGUGGGUACCUGACCGGGCCACAGCUCCGGGACUACCAGCACUACGUCCGUCUGAAACCCGCCCUCCUGAUCCGCCAGAGGCACCUGGAUGAGCUCAUCAAGCAGGCGGACGAGCAGCUCCUCCGGCUGGCGGAGGUUCUCCCAUCUGGGGACCGACAGGUCAGCUCCACUGGCCCCGGCGCUGGGUCUACCGACGACCCUGGCCCCAGGGCCCCCAACCCCCACCACGGUCCUUCCCAGAUGGCCCGCUCCACCACUGUAACAUCCCUCUGACCCCCGACACACCAACAUCAACCCUGCUGAGGACAGGCUGGGACAUGUUUGCUACGUAGCUGGCGCUACGAGUCUGGUGAACCUGUGGUGCUGCAUUCCACGGCACCUUUUUCCUCAUGCGACCUGACCCCUGGUCUGUAGCAAUGUCCUCUGACCUAUAGAGACGAACUUGAGAAGAAUCAACAAAUAUGAAGGAGGUCACCCUGUCUUUCUGUAUUCUUGUCACUGUCAGACAGAACAGGGGAAGAGAAUGGGGGGUGAAAGACACGUCCUAGUGCCUCUACCUAUUUAUGUCUCUGAUGUUACCCAAGAUUUUUCACACAUCUCUCUUCCCACUGACCUCUAGUCUUUAUGUGGUUUAGUUGCCUAGACUCAAAUAGGGUUAUGAGAAUAUCAACGUUGAAUUUAAAUCUUGCUUUCAAGACACUUUAUUCACCGUAUAGAGUAUAUCAGUGUAAACAUUACUACUGCCAUAACAUUUUAUUUCACUACUAGAGCUGAGCACUUUGAUUUUAACAGAUUAACUACUGAAUGAACAGGAUGGUCAGAAUCACAGAACUAGAAUUCAUUCUUUUUGUCACUAUUUCUAUGGUCUAAAAGAGCAAGAUCUGAAAUGCGCAUGUUUUUCUUUAUUGACACAAAACCACGCUCACACACAAAUGAAUAAAUACUUAGUAGCCAUAGAUUAAUGCUCAUUUAGCUUCAAAUACUCCUGAAAAUGGAAAGCUUAUGGAAAAACACGACCAUGACCUUGACAAGAACUGCAAUAAUUAUUUAUAUUAUGAGAAGAGGACCUUGUAUGUAUUCUGGUUUGUAAGUUGCUGUACAUAUGGUGUGUGCUAACCUCUUGAUUUUUAAUAUGUAGAUGGAAAAAAAUAUUAUAUAUUUUUAAAAAGUGAAAUGUUUAAAAAUAUGGAUUUAUCUCAGAGAGAACAAGACCUCAAGAUGAUACAGCUCCUUGUAGCAUUCUGGUGGAAUUAACUGGGCUUCCCAACUGACUUCGGGUCACAUGAACUUCUAGUGGUAGAGGGGUGGUGGGGUUCAUGAUGAUGACGACACCAGAAGUUAGAUGUUUCCCAGCAAGAAAAAGGCACAAGGUGGAAGGACAUACCUUAUUAAGGACCAUAAGGUAUCACUAUCUGAUCUCUCGGUACAAAACCGAGACAGAAACGGUUCAAAUGGGGUAGAUUGCUGUUUCUGUUUAACAGUAAUCUGACUACUUUGCUUCUUUUACCUCUAAGAACUGAACUAUUUUCAAGCCUUGACAGAUAUCAUAAUUUCAGUCCAAUGCAUUGUCAGGCACAUACAUCAUUUGAAUAUUCCCAUCGAUAAUGGUGCCAUCCAUAUUUUUUUCCGUAGCUUUUUCUUCAACAUAACUGAAUUCUCAGAUUUGAAAGUGAUUUUCCUAUUCAAACCCAUGUAUCAAUCUUGCUUUACGACGUGUAGGGGAGCAAGGACAAUUGGAAAACUGAUCUUCGUUUUACUAAAUAAAUCUAUUUUUUAAGCAUAA
Molecule: messenger RNA, 8249 nt
Organism: Esox lucius (northern pike)
Lineage: Eukaryota; Metazoa; Chordata; Actinopteri; Esociformes; Esocidae
Gene: shroom3
Product: shroom family member 3
Exons: 17
Coding region: 332-6739 (2135 amino acids)
Biological process (GO): actin filament organization
Cellular component (GO): cortical actin cytoskeleton; adherens junction; apical junction complex
Molecular function (GO): actin filament binding
Source: RefSeq, a predicted model, not a curated record